CAUGAAUUUAGGUAAAAAUGAGACUGGACAGCUUUGCACUCCAUGACUUUAUUUCAAUAAAAUGUGGAUGUUUCAUUAAAAAAUAAAUAACUGAGGGCCCUUGAAGUUGUGUUGGAUCCUGUCAGGGUCAGCUGCAGCCAUGUUGGAAAAGCUCUGGCUCCAGCAGCAGCAGCGGCAGCGGUGCUAACAGCAGCGGCGCUAACAGCUAGCGUCAGUGGACACCGACAACCGGGCACGGCGCUGUUGUGGACAAAACACACACAGGGAGGAGGGAGACUCAUAACGGAGAGAGACACACAGCCACCGCCGCCAAGCCGGUUCUCAUAUCAGUGUGUGAAUGUGGGAAACUCACACACACUGGCCGGAACGAAGGUGCUCGGUUACGGGGAGUAGGUGCGACCGGGCUCCGGGGCUGAAGCGGAUAUUUCCAGAAUAUCAUACUACACUGAGUAUGACAGCCAGUUAGCCCCAGCAGGAGCAUUUGAGUCAGGAAUGGCGUCGUCUUCCUACUUGGAGCCCAACCUCAAUCACUCUGCAGCGGGUGGUUGUGGUGUGAAAUCCCGGUCCGGGAUGCCUGGCGUUGGUACCAGCAGCUCUGCCGGCGGCCUCGAGCGCCCCCCUGGCUCCAUGGACCGGGUGCUCAAGAUCUUCCAUUACUUUGAAACAAAUAGUGAACCAAGUACUUGGGCUAGUAAUAUCAGGCAUGGAGAUGCCACAGAUGUCAGGGGUGUUAUCCAGAAGAUAGCAGAGAUCCACAAAUUACGCUGUGUGUCCUCUCUGGGCCUCCGUCUCACCCAUCUGCACUCUGAUGCUCUCCAUUGGUUACACCCAGAUUUGGGCGUGUCUCACAUCCGGGAGAAAUAUGAGAAGCAGCACCCCCAGGAGGAGUGGAGGUAUGAGUUGCGAAUACGGUACCUUCCUAAAGGUUACCUCAGCCAUUUCUGUGAAGACAAACCCUCUCUCAACUACCUCUAUCACCAGGUAAAGAGUGAUUAUAUGCAGCAUAUAGCUGACCGGGUGGAUCAAGAUGUUGCUUUGAAACUAGGAUGUUUGGAAAUUAGGAGGUUUUUUAGAGAGAUGCCAGGUAACGCCUUGGAUAAGAAAUCAAACUAUGAACUACUAGAGAAAGAUGUUGGUUUGAGAAGGUUCUUCCCCAAAAGCCUGCUGGACUCUCUCAAGGCGAAGACUCUUCGUAAGCAGAUCCAGCAGACCUUCAAGCAAUUCGCAAACUUCAACGAUGAGCAGAGCAUCCACAAGUUCUUUGAGAUACUCUCGCCUAUCUACCGCUUCGACAAGGAGUGCUUCAAAUGUGCUUUAGGGUCUAGUUGGGUAAUAUCAGUAGAGUUAGCUAUCGGACCAGAGGAAGGAAUCAGCUACCUCACAGAUAAGGGCUCAACGCCCACACACUUAGCUAACUUCACCCAGGUUCAGUCAAUCCAGUACUCUUCUUUGGAAGAGAAGGACAGGAAAGGCAUGCUACAGCUCAACGUAGCGGGAGCUCCAGAGCCUCUCACAGUCACGACGGCAUUGCUGACAACAGCAGAAAACAUGGCUGACUUGAUUGACGGAUACUGUCGGCUUGUCUCCUCAGCAACUCACUCCUUCAUCGUCAGAGUCCACAAAGAGGGGGACAGAGCUCUGCCUUCUAUACCCAAAGUUUCAAAUCAUGAGAGGCGAAUGGAGAAGCGGAUGGACGGAGUACGGACCAGAGCUGUUUGCGUCUCAGGUCAGACUAGUGGCGAUGAAACGGACGACUAUGCUGAGAUCAUAGACGAGGAGGACACCUACACCAUGCCUUCAACACGGGACUAUGAGAUUCAGCGGGAUCGUAUUGAGUUGGGACGUUGCAUAGGUGAAGGUCAGUUUGGAGACGUCCACCAAGGAGUCUACAUCAGCCCGGUAUGUACAGUAGUCUCAUGUUCUUUGUCUCAUGCUCUGUUUUCAUACUUUCGGCCACCACUGACAUUCUUUUUGCACUAAAAUCAUGUGUUACAAGUUUAUUAUUGUGUCAACACAAUGCUAGACUCCUAACAUUUUGUUUCUCUCUCUCCGUGUUCUCUAUAGUUGCGCUCAUUUCUCCAGGUGAGGAAGUACAGUUUAGACCUGGCCACUCUCAUCCUGUAUUCCCACCAACUCAGCACAGCGCUGGCCUAUCUGGAGAGCAAACGCUUUGUACACAGGGACAUUGCAGCACGGAACGUGUUGGUGUCUACAGUCGACUGUGUGAAGCUUGGAGACUUUGGUCUGUCACGAUACAUGGAAGAUAGCUCUUAUUACAAAGCAUCUAAAGGUAAACUGCCCAUUAAAUGGAUGGCUCCAGAAUCUAUUAACUUCAGACGAUUUACCACAGCCAGCGACGUCUGGAUGUUUGGCGUCUGUAUGUGGGAGAUUCUAAUGUACGGCAUAAAGCCUUUCCAGGGUGUGAAGAACAACGACGUCAUUGGCAGGAUAGAGAAUGGCGAGCGGCUGGCGAUGCCCCCUCAGUGCCCUCCUACUCUGUACAGCUUGAUGACAAAGUGCUGGUCUUAUGAUCCGAGCAAGAGGCCGCGCUUCACUGAACUCAAAACACAACUCAGCACUAUACUAGAGGAGGAGAAGCUCCAGCAGAAGGAGAGGAACAGGAUGGAGAUGAGGAGACAAGUCACUGUGUCUUGGGACUCGGGGGGGCCUGAUGAAGCACCACCAAAGCCGAGCAGACCAGGCUAUCCCAGUCCUCGCUCAAGUGAAGGUUUUUACCCCAGCCCCCAGCAUCCUGGACACUACCAGAUGGCGGGGUACCCUGGCCCUCACACGCUUCCCUCUGUGCCCAGUGCCCUGUACCCACCACAGGCAGCAAUGCUGGACACGCACCACGCGCACACGCACCCUCGCCACCACAUCCACACACACUCGCACGCACACCUUUCCCAGCCGCACGGGCAGGACAUGGCACUGUGGGGCUCUGCAAUGGAGGACAGGGCAGUAGACAUGCAGCAGUGUGUAGGCCAGCAGUGCCUGUUAAUGGAGGAACAGCUGAUGAUACAACAACAGCAGAUGGAGGAGGAUCAGAGGUGGCUGGAACAGGAGGAAAUGCUGCUGAAACCAGACGCCAGAACCUCUCGAGGGAGUCUGGACAGAGAUGAUGGUGGACUCCAACCUCCAACGGGAAACCAGCACAUAUACCAGCCCGUUGGCAAACCAGAGCAUGCAGCUCCUCCAAAGAAACCCCCUCGACCUGGAGCCCAAAGUCAAGUGGGUAGUCUGGCCUGUCUAAAUACUGGAGACAGUUACAACGACGGAGUUAAGCCCUGGCGGCUGCAGCCCCACGAGAUAAGCCCGCCCCCCACCGCCAACCUGGACCGGUCCAACGACAAGGUGUACGAGAACGUGACGGGACUGGUCAAAGCCGUGAUCGAGAUGUCAAGCAAGAUUCAGCCAGCUCCUCCAGAGGAAUAUGUUCCUAUGGUCAAGGAUGUGGGACUGGCUUUGAGGACGUUAUUGGCCACAGUGGACGAGACAUUACCACAGCUUCCAGCCAGUACACACAGAGAGAUCGAGAUGGCUCAAAAACUGUUGAACUCUGACUUGGCGGAGCUGAUCGGGAAGAUGAAGUUAGCCCAACAAUAUGUGAUGACCAGUCUCCAGCAGGACUACAAGAAACAGAUGUUGACGGCGGCACACGCUCUCGCAGUCGACGCCAAGAACCUGCUGGAUGUUAUUGACCAAUCCCGGCUCAAGAUGAUGGCCCAGUCGCGCCCGCACUAGCCUGGACAACAGGGUUACGGUUCCUGUCGGCGGUGGAGAAUAAAAGACUCCAGAGUCGUGACUCCUGAUAUGUGAGAAACAGUGGCUCUGUUCAUUACAUGUUGUAUCCUGCUUAAACCGAGGUCGUCCGUUCAUCUGGGAUUAAACUAUCCACCACUGUGACUUUCUUAUUACAAGAACAGAGCAAAAUAAACUCUUCCUGAAUCAGGGACUUAACAGCUUCGCUCUCUUUGGACAUAUAUUUAAAAUGAGCCUGAUUCCUGAGGUGGCAGAAGCUCCAUCGUGGGCGACUGGAUCUGGAUUUGUUGACAUCAGAUAGAUUAGUCUUUGUGGAAUCCAACUAUAAUCAAAGCCAUCAGAGCCUGAUGGGACUGCCUCUGGUCUGCAGUGUGUCUGCAUGAAACUUCACGGUGGGAAUAGACUUCAGACAUCAGCCAGCCGCCAUGAUGACGUCACGUGUUCUGACCCGGUGGAUGUGAACCUCCAGCUCAGUUGAAAAUACCUCCACAUCUUCAUGGAUGCUCAUCAACUUUCUGUUCAGCUCUGGUUGUGCACGGUGCUUUUUGAUGGACGCUCCAACAAGAAAACUCACAGUAAAGAGACAGUCUCGGUUUGGUCAGGAGCUACAGCCUCACACCCUUCGGUCGCUCCUCCCAUUUUUCUCCUCCACUCCCGUCUUCCCUCCGUCUCACCAGCUUUUAUUUAUAGACUCAGAAAUUGCUGAGGAGGAGACAGAGGGAGAGGCAGGAAGAGUUGGUUAAAACUUGAGGACAGUGCAGCGCCAGUCUCCCUGAAGAAAGAAGCCACAUAUCUUCCUCUUUCCCUCUAUUUCAUUCAUGUUUCAUCCUCACUGCUCCUCUCCCUCCUGCAGUCUUCCUCAGCUCCUAUCUGAGCAGAUUUUUAAGACUCCAACUGUGAAGAAUCAAACUCCCUACUCGCACUCAGUUUGGUCUGUUGUUUUUAUCGGCUCCAUGACUUUGUGUUGUUUUCAGCGGUCACAGUCUUUUUCCUCGACACUGAAAAUGGUUUAUGACUUGGAAUACAAGCAGAUAUUCAAUCCCAGCAUGGAAAGAAAAAAACAAUAUGUGGAUUUUGAGGAGUCAGUCUGAGUGACUGGAUACUUCCUCUUCAUCUGAGCGAUUGAUCAGUCUGAAACGUCGUGUUUCAGACUGAUCAAUGAGCUGAACAUCAGCGAUCUCUGUGAGGACAGCGUCUUGGUUCUUCUCCUCACCCUCAGUCCCGAUAUCGUUCAGAUGUUUUUCAUCUUCGGCUGGUGUCACACCUUUAACAGCCCCAUGUCCACCAGUGUCGCAAAAUGAAUUUCCCUCAAGCAAACCUCACAACUGGAACCUUUGUGCUUCGAGUCCCGGUUUCUUUCAGGUGUAACACUUUAAUAAUGUCCCUCCCGAACAACAGUCCCCAGGGAAAUAAACACACAUGAAAUGUGGAGCCACAUGAGUGGACACAAAACACUGAACUGAAAAUACAGCAGAUUCCACGUCACUUUGUUAAUAAUAACCCCACAUGGAAUAUGACAUUCUGCUAUAUGAAAUAUACUGGUGACUGUACUAGUGUAGCAUGGUAUACUGGUAUGGAGAAGAGCAUAUUUGCACAGCAAACAGCAAAGUUUUUUGCCCUUCUUUUCACCCAGAUUUGAUUCAGUGUUUAGCCAGCAAUGAAAGUAUCAAAUGUGUGGGUGUUACAGGGUUAAAAUGAAAAAAAAAAGAAAAAACACAAUCUAUUUUAUGUUGUUGCGUAAAUCUGCUCAUGUUGGUAUAUUGUAAACUAUACUGGCGUGUAUCACUGGUGAAUUGUACAGAACUCGUACUAGUAAACACUGGUUUUUAUUUUGUCUGCUGGGCUAAAUCAGCCAUCUUGUCAAAUAGGAGGAAAAAACAAUGAAAUAAAAUAAUGAUGAAAUGGAAA
This is a messenger RNA of Paralichthys olivaceus (Japanese flounder), 5670 nucleotides long. The record is from RefSeq and is a predicted model, not a curated record. NCBI's taxonomy places the organism in Eukaryota, Metazoa, Chordata, Actinopteri, Pleuronectiformes, Paralichthyidae.